CUGCCGCUCGCCGCCAUGGCUGCCUCGCUGCGCGCGGUCCUCCGCUCCGCCGCCGCUGCGCGCCGCCGCGCGCUCCUCCCGCCGCCGCCCCGCCCCCUCCUCCGGGCGCGGGCCUGCAGCGCCGGGGCCCCGUUCCAGUACCUGGCGGUGCAGAAGACAGGGGCGCGGCAGAGCGUGGGCCUGAUCCAGCUGAACCGGCCUCAGGCGCUGAACGCCCUCUGCGAGGGGCUGAUGGAGGAGCUGCGGAGGGCGCUGGAGGACCUGGAGAACGAUUCGCAGGUGGGGGCCAUUGUCAUCACCGGCAGCCAAAAAGCCUUUGCAGCUGGCGCCGACAUCAAGGAGAUGCAGAACAAAACUUUCCAGGAGUGCUACAGCAGCAGCUUUCUCGCCGGUUGGGACAAGGUCUCCACUGUCCGCAAACCCAUCAUUGCUGCUGUCAACGGCUACGCUCUGGGCGGCGGGUGUGAGCUGGCCAUGAUGUGUGACAUCAUCUACGCCGGGGAGAAGGCGCAGUUUGGGCAACCUGAAAUCCUGCUGGGGACCAUCCCAGGUGCUGGAGGGACGCAGAGGUUGACCAGGGCGGUGGGGAAGUCGCUGGCAAUGGAGAUGGUCCUCACCGGGGACCGGAUUUCAGCAGUGGAGGCGAAGGAGGCAGGUCUGGUCAGCAAAGUCUUCCCUGCGGAGAAGCUGCUGGACGCAGCCAUUGCCUGCGCUGAGAAGAUUGCCAGCAACUCCAAGCUGGUGGCCGCCAUGGCAAAGGAGUCGGUCAAUGCUGCCUUCGAGACAACGCUGGCAGAGGGGACCAGGACAGAGAAGCGGCUUUUUUACGCCACCUUCGCCACCGGCGACCGCAAGGAAGGGAUGACAGCGUUUGUGGAGAAGCGCAAAGCAAACUUCACUGACAGCUAAGCCCAGGGCAGUGUGGGUCCCCAUGGCCACCUGCUGCCCAUCAGCCCCCUGCGUCACCCCGCGGAGGGGUCCAGGACAUCACCCCGCAGAGGGGUCCAGGACCCAGUGGCGAGCGAUAUUUGCAUGGGGUGAGACAACCAGCAGUGGGGACCGCCUUUGCCAUCGCUAUUAAAAGGUUUUCCUGGUGCUGCUGGAA
Molecule: messenger RNA, 1105 nt
Organism: Aquila chrysaetos chrysaetos
Lineage: Eukaryota; Metazoa; Chordata; Aves; Accipitriformes; Accipitridae
Gene: ECHS1
Product: enoyl-CoA hydratase, short chain 1
Exons: 8
Coding region: 16-909 (297 amino acids)
Biological process (GO): fatty acid beta-oxidation
Cellular component (GO): mitochondrion
Molecular function (GO): enoyl-CoA hydratase activity
Source: RefSeq, a predicted model, not a curated record